Molecule: messenger RNA, 2075 nt
Organism: Ceratotherium simum simum (southern white rhinoceros)
Lineage: Eukaryota; Metazoa; Chordata; Mammalia; Perissodactyla; Rhinocerotidae
Source: RefSeq, a predicted model, not a curated record
CCUAGUUUGGACCUGUAGUUUCGCUUGGCGAGGGAGGCCAGGCCACUCAUGGGCCCAGAGAGAAACGUGUCUGCCUUUGCCUGUAGCUCUGAGUCAACAGGCCUGAUAACCAGCUCAUAUCCUGGGGCCAUCAAGGAACAAAGCCCUUGGCUGCUGCGGGAUCUGUCUACCCCCCUCUUCCUGAAACAGCUGUUUACUCUUUUGACAGGAGGACUUGGAACGCAGCACCUUCCCUUCCUCCCAGCCCUGCCUGCUUCUGCGGAUUGGAGCUCAAUAGGACUUUGCUGUUUUGUCUUUUACUCUGAGGGGAGAGAAGCAGACGAUGAGGUGAAAAUAAUGAGUGUCAAAGGAAAAGUGAUUCUGUCAAUGCUGGUUGCCUCAACUGUAAUUGUUGUGUUUUGGGAAUAUAUCCACAGCCCAGAAGGCUCUUUCUUGUGGAUAUAUCACUCAAAAAGCCCAGAAGUUGGUGGCAGCAGCACUCAGAAGGGCUGGUGGUUUUCGAGCUGGUUUAACAAUGGGAUCCACAAUUACCAAGAAGAAGAAGACAUAGACAAAGAAAAGGAGAACAACGAAGAAGAGCUUCAGCUCUCCGACUGGUUUAAUCCACAGAAACGCCCAGAGGUUGUGACGGUGACCGAAUGGAAGGCGCCGGUCGUGUGGGAAGGCACUUACAACAGAGCCAUCUUAGAAAAUUAUUAUGCCAAACAGAAAAUUACCGUUGGUCUGACAGUUUUUGCUACCGGAAGAUACAUUGAGCAUUACUUGGAGGAAUUCUUAACAUCUGCUAAUAGGUACUUCAUGGUUGGCCACAAAGUCAUAUUUUACAUCAUGGUGGACGAUGUCUCCAGGAUGCCCUUGAUAGAGCUGGGUCCCCUGCGUUCCUUUAAAGUGUUUGAGAUCAAGUCUCAGAAGAGGUGGCAGGACAUCAGCAUGAUGCGCAUGAAGACCAUUGGGGACCACAUUGUGGCCCACAUCCAGCAUGAAGUUGACUUCCUCUUCUGCAUGGACGUGGACCAGGUCUUCCAAGACAGCUUUGGGGUGGAAACACUGGGCCAGUCGGUGGCUCAGCUACAGGCCUGGUGGUACAAGGCAGAUCAUGAUGAGUUUACCUACGAGAGGCGGAAGGAGUCCGCAGCAUACAUUCCGUUCGGCCAGGGGGAUUUUUAUUACCACGCGGCCAUUUUUGGAGGAACACCCAUUCAGGUCCUAAACAUCACCCGGGAGUGCUUUAAGGGAAUCCUCCAGGACAAGGGAAAUGACAUAGAAGCUGAGUGGCAUGAUGAAAGCCACCUAAACAAGUAUUUCCUUCUCAACAAACCCACUAAAAUCUUAUCCCCAGAAUAUUGCUGGGAUUAUCAUAUAGGCCUGCCUUCAGAAAUUAAAAUUGUCAAGAUAUCUUGGCAGACAAAAGAGUAUAAUUUGGUUAGAAAUAAUGUCUGACUUUAAAUCGUGCCAGUAGGUGUCUGAAUUUGAGAGAGUAUCAUUCUGGCUACUUCCUCAGAAAAGUAACAUUUAAUAUUAACUUAAAAAAAAAUACUAACAAAACCAACACAGCAAGUAUGUACUAUUCCUCCUUGUAACUUUGAGCUUAUAAUAUGGAAGAAUGAACCUAUGGUGAUCAGAUGUAAACUCCCAGUGAUUUCUUAUCUAUUCUGGGUUUGGGGGAAAUACUAUCAGCUGAAUCAAAAAGAGUUUGUCACAGGCAAAGAAAAAGCCAGAAAUACUCUACAUGUGCCAGAUGAUGUACUGGAGAAAAGGGUGCCCAGGGCAGUGUUUGGCAAGAAGAUACACUUGUGGGGGGUUGUUCCCUUGAUUUCAAUACCUUCCUGUCUUUGCUGAGUCUGAAACAACAUAGAGUUGCUUUGCAGCAGAACUCUGAGUGAGGACAGAGUCCACCUUGGCAAUCCUCGAAUGGUUUCAGUAGCACACUGCUGCAGGCCAUUUGUAGUCCAGGUCCUUUUCUCAUCAGGAUGUUGAUUGGUUUCUGUGGGAAAGAUUGGUGGAGAUUCCCAAUGGAUACAUGGUGGUGUAUGUUUCGAGUCACCGGGAAUCUGAAGGAGCCGGUGGGUGCUCAG